CGAACUCCGAAGUCCGAAGUCGCCCGAAGCUCGUCGAGGCGCGCGUGGUGUUUCAGAGCUAACCUCAAAUUCAGUGGUCCGCGCAAUACUGUGGUUCGCGUUCUGUGUUCUAAACUGUUGUGAUUUGGAAUGCGCGAAAACGGAAAAGUAUGUCGAGAAUAGUCGAAUCCUUGAAGGAGCUGAACGUCAAGAACGACAUGGGGGCACAUGGACGAGACAAUGAGAGAGCCGACAGGAAGAUCGAGCUGAAGCUGUCGUUGGAGGAAAGAGUGUCGCCCGACGAGAAUUACAUCCUCUCCGUCUGUGGAACUCAAAGUGAGCAAGAAUUCAGGAUUGCAACAGCAGUGUCAGACGAUUCAUGCGUGAUAUAUUCUGUCGGUGAGUCCUUGAGACGAACGACUACCUUGGAUCAUAAUCAAGCGCCCAUCGUGGGAGUUAAGUUCAGUUCUACUUCAAAAAAUAUAUUGUAUAUUGCAACUAAUAAUGGAUUAAUCACUGCGUGUGAUUUGCGUGCGAAGGGAAAGGUUGUGGCAGAGUUUAAAGAUAAUACAGAGGAUGGCAAAACGAAGCCUUUGGCUAGCUUUGACCUCAGCUGCGACGAGAGGCUCAUGGCCGGUGGGACGGAACACACGAGUGGAGAUGCGUUUAUCCUGUUUUGGGACAUAAGACAAAGUAGUUCAAAAACAGAUAAAAACAAUCUCCUCGGGGGAUAUUGGGAAUCUCACAUGGAUGACGUCACCUGUCUGACCUUUCAUCCCGACAAGCGGAAUGUUUUGGCGUCGGGUAGUACGGAUGGUCUGAUGAAUAUAUUCGACCUGACUCAAUCCUCAGAAGAUUUGGCUUUAACAAGCUCUUUAAACACCGAAUCAUCAGUGGAUAGGCUGGGUUGGUUAACUGAUGAUUCUCUAUGGUGUACAACGCAUAUACACACGCUACAGUUAUGGGAAUGCGAAGGUGCUAGUGCAUAUGCGUCGUUUGCGCGUAGUGAUUUAGCCGUGUCACAGACUGAUGAUCCUGAUAAUUGUUACUUGGUGAGAUUCCAUGCUACAAAGGCAUUUGAACCAUUCCUGUUGGCGGGUUCUAGCACAGCCAAAGGGGAAAAUCUAAGAUGCUUGAGCGUUAGGAAGAAUCGUUUAGAACCGUGUUACAAUCUUGUAGGGAAUAAACAAAUAGUACGGGACAGCUGGGUGCAUGAAAAGAGUGGUUGCUUGGUGACGGUCGGCGAGAAAGGCAUCGUCAACGUGUGGCGACAAGCGGAAUCGUCGACACAGCAAAGUUCGAGUCAUAAGUUGUUAACUAAAAUUGGAACUGGCCGACAUCACAGAAAUAAACCCUAUUAAAUAAAAAAUGAACAUUUAGGAAAAA
Molecule: messenger RNA, 1365 nt
Organism: Wasmannia auropunctata (little fire ant)
Lineage: Eukaryota; Metazoa; Arthropoda; Insecta; Hymenoptera; Formicidae
Product: WD repeat-containing protein 89
Exons: 7
Coding region: 150-1340 (396 amino acids)
Molecular function (GO): protein binding
Source: RefSeq, a predicted model, not a curated record